Messenger RNA from Symbiodinium necroappetens, 2034 nucleotides. The record is from the annotation of a GenBank genome assembly. Lineage: Eukaryota; Dinophyceae; Suessiales; Symbiodiniaceae.
AUGGUGCUGCCCGCCGAAGGGGCCCAGGAUGAGAAGCCGCCCCUCUAUGUCGUGACGAAGCCGAUUCGAGCUGAGAAGUGGAAAGACAGGAGGGUGAUGCGCAAAGCAAAGAAGCUCGCGGCCAAGGAGAUAGAACGUGCUCGUCGAAAAGAGCAAGGCCUGGAGAGCGACGAUGACGAGGUUGUCAUGGACGACGGCAAGGAUUACAAGCCGGAACCUGUGGCUGAAGAGCCAGCGGAGACGAAGAAGGGCAGGAAGCGAAAAAAGAAGAAGAAGGCCCAGGAAGAUGGAGAGGAGGAGGAGGCCAAGGACGAGGGAAAGUCUGCGGCUGAGGCUCUGGAGCCUCCUGCCAAGAAAAGAAAGAAGAAAAAGAAGAAGGAAAAGGCUAAAGACACGACUGGAGAAACCGCGCAAGACGAGGAGGAGGAGGAUGAGGAUGAGGAUGAGCAAGCCGAGGCGGUCGAGGAGGAUGCACCGGAGGGUGAUAAAACCGAGGGUCCUCCGGCAGAAGAAGUGCAGAAUGCCAUCCACAGUUCUGGCUUCUUCAGCGAAACCCGCUUCGAUUCUUUAGAGAUCUGCGAGCCGCUGAAGAAGGCUCUCACAGAGCACAACUUUGAGCGCAUGACCGAGAUCCAAGCGAAGUCGAUUCCCCAUCUUUUGAAGGGGAAAGACGUUCUUGCAGCAGCGAAGACAGGCAGCGGGAAGACACUUGCAUUCUUAGUACCUGCUUGCGAUCUGCUGUACAACGUGAAGUUCCUCCCAAGAAAUGGAGCUGGUGCGAUUGCGAUCUCGCCAACGCGGGAGCUCGCAAACCAGAUCUAUGACGUUCUCAGGAACAUCUCGAAGUACAUGUCUCAGUCAAUUGCGGUUUGCAUUGGAGGAAUGAAUCGGAAACCGGAAGCUGAGAAGCUGGCAAAGGGCGUCAACAUACUGGUGGCAACGCCCGGACGUUUACUGGAUCACAUGCAAAACACCAAAGGUUUCGUGUUUCAUAAUCUGGUGAACUUGAUCAUUGACGAAGCGGAUCGAAUAUUGGAGGUCGGCUUCGAGGAGGAGAUGAACCUCAUUAUUAAGAUGUUGCCGAAGAAGCGGCAGACAUCCCUGUUUUCAGCUACACAGACACGAAAAGUGGCUGAUCUUGCCCGGCUCUCCCUCAGCAAACCGGUUUUCGUUGAAGUCAAGACCCAAGACAACGUUUCCACUGUUGCAGGCUUGACUCAAGGCUACGUAGUCUGCCCGGCCAAUACCCGGUUUCUGUUGCUCUUCACCUUCCUCAAGAGAAACAAAGACAAGAAGGUCAUGGUCUUCAUGUCUGCUUGCAAUUCUGUCAAGUUCCAUGACGAGCUGCUGAACUACAUCGACCUUCCUGUAAACUGCAUACAUGGUCACAAGAAGCAGUCUGCAAGGAGUUCGACGUACUACCAGUUUUGUGCCGCCGAUACGGGAAUCCUUCUUUGCACAGACGUCGCAGCGCGCGGCCUGGACAUCCCGAAGGUGGACUGGAUAGUGCAGUACGAUCCGCCAGAUGAGCCGAAGGAGUACAUCCACAGAGUUGGGCGUACUGCCCGUGGGGCUUCUGGUAAGGGCAAGGCCUUGCUCUUCCUCAUGCCUGAGGAGCUUGGCUUUCUGCAUUAUUUGCGCCGCGCCGGCGUUCCUGUGGCCGAGUACAGCUUCCCCUCAAGCAAAGUGGCGAACAUUCAAUCGCAAUUGGAGCGCGUCAUCGAAAAAAACUACCACCUUCACAGGAGUUCGAGGGAUGCGUACAGGUCGUAUAUGCAUGCGUAUGCGGCUCACAGUCACAAAGACUGCUUCGAUGUGCACAAGCUAGACCUUGCCCAGGUUGCAAAAGCAUUUGGCUUUGCGCACCCUCCCAAAGUGGAGUUGAACCUCAAGCACACAGCCAGGAAAAAGGCAACAGGCACCAAGGGAACCCUGAAGAAACAGCUCUCGGCAAAGUCCUCCGGGCACCAGUUCUCAGCGGACAACCCGUAUGGAAAGCGGGAUGCCGGCGACAAGAGGCAGUUCAGCCGAUGA